UGUAAAAUAAGAAAUAGGGAAAUAAAUAAAUACAAAUUUUACCAGAAAAAAUACAAAUUUGUAAAAAAGAAAUAGAUCCGUACUAUGUCCGACACUGAGCACCAAGGAGCGACGCCGCGAAGCUGCUGCUAGGGUUUCUCUUUUCUUCUGAUCGUCAUCCUCCGUUUCAGGGGAUGUUGUAAAGAUCUGUUGAGCUGUUUAGGAUAGUCUGAACCAAAAAGAAAUGGAUGAUGAUAAUGGGCUUGAGCUCAGCUUGGGUCUCUCAUGUGGUGGAGGCAAAGCUAAAGGUACUCACAAUACUGGAACCUCCUCUGAGAAUCUAGAAGGAGGAGGUGAUAGAAGCGCUAAAGUGAUUGAUGACUUUAAGAACUUCCUUCAUCCAACAACUUCUCAAAGACCAGCAGCAGCAGAGCAGAGUUCUGAACCUCCUCCUCCUCCGCAGAAUUUCUUCAACGACCUCUCCAAAGCUCCCACCGCCGACGGUGAAGCUUCCACGAAGCCUUUGUGGGUGGAGGAUGAGGUAGUGAAAGAAGCAGGAAGCAGUAAAAGAAAGGAGGAGGCACGUGUUGAUCUGCACGAGAAGAAGAAGAAGACAAAGGCGUCCCAUGUUUCGAACGCGACUGAUGAAGGAUCAACUGCUGAUAACGAAGAUGUUGCGGAGUCUGAAGCAGGUGGUGCUGGUGGUGGUUCUUCUUCCAGCCUCGCUAAGGAUGUGGUGGCGGGUCGUCCAGCCGCUGAUAUGGAUAACUUAGCUGGUCAAAGAAAGAACACUGAAGAGUUUACUGCUAACCGCAACAUGAGUUACACUGUACCUUUCGCUGGUUUACCUUACUCCUUACCACCGAAAGAGUCUGGACAACAUGCUGCAGCUACAAGUCUGACGCAGCCUACUGCUAAUGCUGGGAAUCUCCCAAUCAUGUUCGGAUACUCACCGGUUCAGCUCCCUAUGCUUGACAAGGAUGGGAUCGUCGCAGUUUCUCAGUCUCCAUUUGCUGGAAGAGGUCCAUCAAACUCAGCUACCGCGAAAGGCGAGGGAAAGCAACCUGUUGCAGAGGAAGGCUCAUCAGAGGAUGCAUCAGAACGACCAGCUGGAGACAACAACAACAACAACAUUAGUACAGCUUUCUCUUUCGACUUUUCCGCCAUAAAACCAGGAAUGGCAGCUGAUGUGAAGUUUGGAGGAUCUGGUGCGCGUCCCAACCUGCCUUGGGUCUCAACGACAGGCUCAGGCCCUCACGGUCGGACAAUCUCCGGUGUCACAUACAGGUACAACGCGAACCAGAUCAAGAUUGUAUGCGCUUGCCACGGUUCUCACAUGUCGCCUGAGGAGUUUGUGAGGCAUGCAAGCGAGGAGUAUGUUAGCCCUGAGUCAUCCGUGGGAAUGUCGGCUGCCUCGGCUCAUACCUGAAGAAUGUGUUGAUGUUUGUAAAACAGUAUGGGAAAGGGGUUUGUAACUCUCAGUGCCAAAGUUUUAACGGUGCUUUUCCGCUAUGUUGUGUUUGUAAUCUCUCUGCUUUUGCUUGUUUUGUUACACAUUUCUACAUUUAUCUCUUUCGCUAUUGUGUACUAGUUGUUGUAGUUUUGUAAGCCCUUCUCCUUUUUUUUGGGUUCAAAUAAAUGUUUAAUCAUCUGUGA
Brassica napus (rape) is the source of this 1635-nucleotide messenger RNA. Its product is annotated as AFP homolog 2-like. Gene Ontology annotation, cellular component: nucleus. Lineage: Eukaryota; Viridiplantae; Streptophyta; Magnoliopsida; Brassicales; Brassicaceae. Gene Ontology annotation, biological process: negative regulation of DNA-templated transcription; jasmonic acid mediated signaling pathway. The record is from RefSeq and is a predicted model, not a curated record. The transcript is spliced from 3 exons. The coding region runs from base 224 to 1408 and encodes 394 amino acids.